Molecule: messenger RNA, 2926 nt
Organism: Synchiropus splendidus (mandarinfish)
Lineage: Eukaryota; Metazoa; Chordata; Actinopteri; Syngnathiformes; Callionymidae
Gene: npepps
Product: aminopeptidase puromycin sensitive
Exons: 23
Coding region: 191-2821 (876 amino acids)
Biological process (GO): peptide catabolic process; proteolysis
Cellular component (GO): cytoplasm
Molecular function (GO): metalloaminopeptidase activity; zinc ion binding; peptide binding
Source: RefSeq, a predicted model, not a curated record
AUUUUCAGACAUUUCAUUUGGCAGCACUUGACUAAAUUCAACUCCAUGUUGUCAAAAACUGCUGUAAGAAUUUGAGGCGGAGAGUCCAGUGAAGAGACUGAGAGCUUCAUAUAGGAAUCAGAGUCCGGGACUAUAAAGGGGGGUUCUGAUCAAUGGGCAGAUCCCUGCAGUCGCGCCAAAUACUGGAAGUAUGACAGAGACUAGACCCUUUGAGCGACUACCCACUUGCGUUCACCCCGUCAACUACCACUUGUGGCUAAAGCCGGACCUGGAAAAUUUGAUUUUCAGGGGCAACCUGGAAGCCCAAGUGAAGGUCACGACAGCAACAAAUGAGAUCGUGAUCAACUGCGCCGACAUCGACAUCGAGAGCGUGUCGUUCGUACCUCAGGGAGGCGACGAAAUUAAAGCAACAGGAUUCAACUACCAGAAUGAGGAUGAGAAAGUGACUCUGCUGUUCCCUUGUGCUUUACAGUCAGGCUCAGGUUCAUUGAACAUCAGCUACUGUGGAGAGCUGAACGACAAAAUGAAAGGCUUCUGUCAAAGUAAAUACACAACACCCGAGGGAGAGGUCCGCUACGCUGCCGUCACCCAGUUCGAGGCCACGGGCGCUCGCCGAGCCUUCCCCUGCUGGGACGAACCCGCCAUCAAAGCUACCUUUGACGUCACGCUCAUCAUUCCCAAAGACCUGGUGGCCUUGUCCAACAUGAAUGUCAUAGACCAAAAACGAUAUUUUGAUGAUGUUGAGGAUGAUCAGCUAGUGGAGGUGAAGUUUGGCACCACCCCCCUCAUGUCAACUUACCUCCUAGCUUUCGUCGUCGGCGAGUUCGACUACGUGGAGAGCCUGUCGUCCGACGGAGUGACAGUCCGCGUCUACACGCCUGUUGGGAAGGCGCAACAAGGACAGUUUGCGUUGGAGGUGGCAACUAAAACGUUGUCCUUCUACGACGACUUCUUCAGUGUCCCCUACAGUCUGCCCAAACUAGAUCUCAUCGCCAUCCCAGAUUUCCCCGCAGGAGCCAUGGAAAACUGGGGCCUUAUCACAUACAGGGAGACGGCGUUGUUGAUCGACUCAGACGUCUCCUGCUCGUCUUCCAAACAGUGGGUGGCGCUAAUGGUUGGACACGAACUUGCCCACCAGUGGUUUGGAAACUUGGUCACCAUGGAAUGGUGGACUCACUUAUGGCUGAACGAAGGCUUCGCCUCCUGGAUGGAGUAUCUGUGCGUGGACACCUGCUUCCCUGAAUACGACGUGUGGACUCAGUUCGUCUCGGCCGACUACACUCGCGCGCUCGAGCUGGACGCGCUCGACAGCAGCCAUCCCAUCGAGGUAGACGUGUGUCAUCCAUCAGAAGUGAACGACGCGUUCGACGUCAUCUCCUACAGCAAAGGGCCGUCCGUGAUCCGCAUGCUUCACGAAUAUAUCGGCGAUGAGGACUUCAGGAAAGGGGUGAACAACUACCUCUUGAAAUUCAAGUUUCAAAAUGCUACUGCAGAGGACCUGUGGCGGUGUCUGGAGGACGCGAGUGAGAAACCCAUCGUGGCUGUGAUGAGCACAUGGACCAAACAGAUGAACUAUCCGCUACUGGUGGUGGACGAGGAGCAGCAAGGUGACAACCGAAUCCUCAGGAUAUCUCAGAGAAUGUUCUGUGCGAGUGGAAAACAAAAUGACGACAGGAGCUGCAGGUGGAUGGUCCCCAUUAGCAUCUGCACAGGAGACAACCCCAAAUCCAUCAAGCUGAAGGAACUGCUACGCCGUCAGGAAAUGACCUUCACGCUGAGAGAAGUCUCACCAAACCAGUGGGUGAAGCUCAACCCCGGAACAGUGGGCUUCUAUCGGGUCCACUACAGCGCCGCCAUGUUGAACAACCUGCUGCCGGCCGUCAGAGACCACGUCCUCCCGCCAGUGGAUCGCCUCAGUCUGCAGAAUGACCUGUUCACCCUGUCUCGUGCAGGGAUGAUCAGCACGGUGGAGUACCUGAAGCUGCUGGAGGCCUUCACCCACGAGCCAAACUACUCGGUGUGGAGCAACGUGAGCAGCAACUUGGGCGUCUUGCUGUCGCUGCUGUCCUACACAGACUUCCACCGGGAGAUGCAGGACUUCGUCCUGAGCAUGUUCCUGCCCGUCAGCCUGGAGCUGGGCUGGGACCGGAAACCUGGAGAAAGUCACUAUGAUUCCCUGUUGAGAAGUCUGGUUCUGCAGAAAUUGGGGAACACGGGGCACCAACCAACGGUGGAGGAGGCCCAGCGCAGAUUCAGGGAGCAUCUGAGGAUGAAGCAGCCUCUUGUUGCAGACCUCCGGACCCCGGUGUAUUUGACAGUCCUGAAGCACGGAGAUGCCUCCACACUGGAGACCAUGCUGAAGCUCCACAGAGACGCGGACAUGCAGGAGGAAAUGAAUCGAAUAGAGCGGGCGCUGUGUGCCGUCACUGCGCCGGAGCUCAUCCAGAAAGUUCUGACCUUCGCCCUCUCGGAGGCAGUUAGUCCGCAGGACUCGGUGUUGGUGAUCGGAGGCGUGGCUGCGGCGAGCAAACAGGGACGGAUCGCUGCCUGGAAGUUUGUGAAGGAAAACUGGGAAGAGAUUUAUCAUCGCUACCAGGGCGGAUUACUCAUACAUCGACUCAUCAAGCUCACAGUCGAUCGCUUCGCCGAUGAAAAAAUGGCCGCCGAGGUCCAGAGGUUCUUCACCAACUACAGGGUGCCGUCAGUGGAGCGCACCGUGCAGCAGUGCUGCGAGAACAUCCUCCUGAACGACGCCUGGCUGAAGCGAGACGCCAACGAAAUUCGGCAAUAUUUACAAGAGCGAACAGCUCCGCCCCUCUGAGUGAAAGACGUUCUCACCUGGGACAUCAUGACACCCCGAAAACUCGCUUCCUUGUGAAUACUGACAUUAUUUUGUGAUUCAUGUGAAUAAAUCAGAGGUUGUUGG